Molecule: messenger RNA, 318 nt
Organism: Papilio xuthus (Asian swallowtail)
Lineage: Eukaryota; Metazoa; Arthropoda; Insecta; Lepidoptera; Papilionidae
Exons: 2
Biological process (GO): synapse organization
Cellular component (GO): neuron projection membrane
Source: RefSeq, a predicted model, not a curated record
AAGCUAAGGCGCAUAUCCUCGGUCCGGCGGACUUGUACGUGAAGACGGGCAGUGCACUAUCUUUGACGUGCAUACUCAGCCAGGGUCCUCACGAUCUGGGAACUAUAUUUUGGUAUAAGGGAUCAAAUAUUAUAGAAUAUAAGGAGGUUGAGGGGAACGAGGUUGCAAUGGAGCCGCGGAUUCGUCUUAAGACGGAAUGGACGGAACAGCUGACGUCACGGCUCACUAUAGAGAAAUUGACGCCUGGGGACAGCGGCAAUUACAGCUGCGUCCCCACCAUGGCUGAAGCAUCGUCAGUCAACGUUCAUGUUAUUAACG